GUGGCGCCUAGGCGGCGACCAUGAAUCCGGCAGGGUCCCUGGGAAUCCUAGAGGAUGAGGAGGAGCACAUCUCCAACCCAAUGCACGGGCCCUCGGUGCACUCGGACAACCCCGAGGAGCGAAUCCAGGCCCGGCGCCUCCGCAUUGCGGCUCGUCUGGAAGCCCGGCGGCGGGAAGCACUUGGAGAAUAUUUAGAUGGGAAGAAGGAGAGCGAGGAAGACCAGAGCAAGAGCCACAAACAGAAAGAAGAAAGCAGGCUGAAACUGACAAAACUGCUGCUCUGUGGUGGGGAGCUGGUGACAAACAUCCAGGUGGCUGCGGACGUCCGGGAGACACACAGGCGUGUGGAGGAGGAGGAGCUCAAGCGGCAGAGACUCGAGAAGCUGGAGAAUGAGAUCAAGACAAGCCAGGAUAAAUUUGACGAAAUCUCCAUGAAGUGGGAAGAGGGCAAGAAGAAGCGAAUCCCCCAGGAUCUGUGGGACAUGCUCAACAACCAGCAGGUGCACUGCGCGGGCCUGAUCGAAGACAAGAACAAGCUCAUCAGUGAGCUGCAGCAGGAGCUGAAGGCCAAGGACGACCAGUACGUGAAGGAUCUGAAGAAGCAGUCGGAGGACAUUUGCUUGCUCCUGGAGCGCAUGGAGGAGCAGGUGAAGACGGUGAUGAAGGCCUUCCGGCAGGAGCUGAAUCAAAUAGAGAAAGCAUUUGAGGUGGAACGCCAGGAGCUCCUGGUCAGCAACAAGAAGAAAUGGGAGCGGUCACUGCAAGCCCACAACACCAAAGAGCUGGAGUAUCUGAUGAACCGCAUCAAGAAGGUCGAGGACUACGAGAAGCAGCUGAACAAGCAGCGCAUCUGGGACUGGGAGGAGUACAAUACCAUCAAGAUCAAGCUGGAGCAGGACGUGCAGAUUCUAGAGCAGCAGCUGCAGCAGAUGAAAGCCACCUACCAGCUCAACCAGGAGAAGCUCGAGUACAACUACCAGGUGCUGAAGAAGCGAGACGAAGAAAGCACAGUGAUUAAGUCCCAGCAGAAGCGGAAGCUCAAUCGCCUCCACGACCUGCUGAACAACCUGAGGGGCAGAUACACCCGACAGAUGAAGCAGUUCCAGGAGGAGAACCAGUCACUCACCUCAGACUACAAGCGCCUGGUGAAACAGUUCAAGGAGCUGCAGAAGGCCAUGAGGCACUUCGCUUACACCGAUGACAGGAAGUUCCGAGAGAUCUGGCUGAUGAAUGAGGAGGAGGCCAAGGAGCUGAUCAACAGAGCCUUUGAUGUAAACAAGAUCAUCCACACCCACCAUCUGGGACUCUCCUGGAACCCCCCCGACUACUGGUUCCUCUACAACGUGGGGCCUGUCUCGCAGCAGAAGCAGAAGUCGGCCACGCAGAUCAUGGAAGAAGUGCUUCUGCAACUGGAAGACGACAAUGCAGAGGAGGGCACCUCAGAAUCAGAGUCUUACCUGGAGUUACCGUUGCAUAUUUCCCCAAAGACCACCAAGAGGAUCCUGAUGCUUCUGUGUGAUGAGUCGGGUUUCCUGAUCGAGAGCAAGUUGCUGAGCCUCUUGAUGCCACUGGAGAAGAGCGAGUGCUACCUGCUGCGGCUGGACUCUGUCUUCUCUGCCCUUGGAAUUGAAAGUGAAGAUGACCUGUAUAAACUGGUGAACUUUUUCCUCAGAUACCGGGUUUACCAGCUACCCUCCAGCCAGGACCAGAUAAAACAGCUGUUACCAGUGGAGUCCUUGGAGCUGAAUGCUGAGGAGCAGCUGGAAAGCUUGAAGGAGGAGGAGGAGGAGGAAGAGGAGGAAGAAGAGGAGGAAGAGAUGGAAGAGAAGGAAGAGGAGGGGAAAGGGGAGGAGGAAGCAGCAGUGGCUGGGGAGAUGGAGGUCCUUGAGUCUCCCUGGCUCAUCCACCCCAAUGAUGUCCUCAAGAUUCUGGAGGCCUUCGUCAUGGGCUUGAAGAAGACCAGGGACCCUCACAUGACAGUGGUUGUGCAGAAGGAGGCCAGGGACACUGUGAAGGACUCCGAGUACUGGAGGGCACUGGCCUCGGUCAUCCAGCCCGGUACACUGAACCUCUGGGAUGCCCUGUCCACGGCCUUGGAGAAAUACCACCUGGUGCUGAGUGAGCGGGCACGACUGCUGCGGGUCAACCAGGGCCUGGAGCAGCAGAACUCAGAGCUGCAGGCGCUGCUGCAACAGUACUUGGGCUCCAAGAUCAACACGGAACUGCAGAUUCCUCCCACUCAGGUGUUCCGGGCGUCCAUAAAAUAGAACCUGACCUCAGAGGCUGCUGUGCUGGGGUGGGGAUGGGGGUGGGGGGAAUGCCUGCUAGGCAUGGAGUCGGGGAGCCCCAGGCCUCAUUCUGGAUUUUUCUGAGCCGUCUCCAAGAGAACCUUUCACCUUUCAACAAAAGGGCUUCCCCACAUCUUGAGUCACGAUUAAAAUCCUUUAGAAGUUG
Erinaceus europaeus (western European hedgehog) is the source of this 2454-nucleotide messenger RNA. It is a transcript of the gene DRC1, whose product is annotated as dynein regulatory complex subunit 1. The record is from RefSeq and is a predicted model, not a curated record. NCBI's taxonomy places the organism in Eukaryota, Metazoa, Chordata, Mammalia, Eulipotyphla, Erinaceidae. The transcript is spliced from 17 exons. Gene Ontology annotation, cellular component: axoneme; axonemal dynein complex. Bases 21 to 2267 code for a protein of 748 amino acids. Gene Ontology annotation, biological process: regulation of cilium movement; cilium-dependent cell motility; axonemal dynein complex assembly.